CUAAAAACCCUCAACUACGAAAUCCAAAAAAAAUUUCAAAUUAUAAAUCUGUUCAUUCUUCAAGUAAAGUAUUAAAAAAUAAUCAACAUUUUAAUGAAUUGUUAGUUCUCUAUAUUGAUCAUAAAGAAUAUCUUAAAAUACAAAUUAGAAAGAAAUACAGCUUUGUAUGUGAUCGAGAUUUUAGAUAUUUAGUUAAAAAUAAUAUCUGGAGAUUAAAAUACAUAGCUAGUAAACUCUAUGUAGUAAACAAAAAAUAUGAAAAAUUUCAAGAUUUGAUUAAAAAAAAAGUGCAAAAUGAUAAUGAUAAUAUAUCUUGGUCUCAAGAACUAAAUAAUAGAAAUACAUUAAAUUGUCAUUCAAUUAACUAUAGUGAUAAAGAUUUUGGUUUAAAACCUAGU
Messenger RNA from Scutellospora calospora, 398 nucleotides. NCBI's taxonomy places the organism in Eukaryota, Fungi, Glomeromycota, Glomeromycetes, Diversisporales, Gigasporaceae. The record is from the annotation of a GenBank genome assembly.